AUGUCCCAGAAGCGUCUUUUAAAGGAGCUCAAGCAGCUAAAUAAGCACCACCCGUCGUUGACAAAUGCUCAAAUCAUGAGCAUAGAGCCUUUAACCGACGACUCUCUUUACGAGUGGAGUGCAAUUAUCGCCAAACCGACGAAAGCUGAUAGCCCUUACUAUUACAACGGGCAGUGGACGCUUGACAUCACUGUGAGCGAUCAAUAUCCAAAUAAGCCGCCAAAAGUGUAUUUUUCAAGAAAGACACCCAUCUGUCACCCGAACAUCAACAUCGAAACAGGGGAGAUUUGCCUCGACAUUUUAAAAGACGAGAGUUGGCUGCCGGCGUGGAACUUGGAGCACGUUGUGGUGGCGAUCUUGAUGCUUAUAGACGACCCGGAGCCCGACUCGCCGCUCAAUAUUGACCUGGCCAACUUGUUCCGUUCAGACAAGGCUGCGUUUGAGUCUGUGGUGCAAUACCACCUCUGGAAAUUCGGCACUUUUUUUGAAGGCGCCAAGGAGCCCUCGGGAGUGAAGCUGCAUGCCAUUCUCGCGUACGAUGUGAGCUCUGAAGAAGAAGAUGAGCCAGACCUGGAGGCGGAGAAUCCCGACGGAGCUUCGAAGAGGGGAGACUUCUCAAAAGAUGGCAGCUACGGCGACAAGAGUAUAUCUGAAAGCUAUCAGAAUCUCAGCCUACACGGGGGCCUGAGUGGUAACGGAUCGCAAGAGGCGAUUGAAUCCGUGCCUGUGACUUUUAGCGAGGAGGAGAAGAGAGAAAGCGUGAAGCAGAUCCAUGAGGUCGGAGAGCAAGUGACACAAGAAUUUAUCAAGAAAGCUAACGAAGUGGGAGCUAAUUCACCUCCUUCGGGUGAAGCAUUUAUGAUGGACAUGCAGAGCGUUCACCAGCAAGUGGCACACAACGUGCAGCGACAGGUGGACGAGGUGUGUCAUAAAACUGCGAGUUCUCCCCAGCCCCGAAUCAUCACAACCCUCAGCAAGUACCCGCAGGAAGAUGUGGAGAAAGUUAAAGCGAGGUUUCUCCACCAUGUCGACCAGCAGGUCAACGAGAUCAGAAGACUCCACGAGUACAGACAGGCUGUUGCUUGA
Molecule: messenger RNA, 1086 nt
Organism: Candidozyma auris
Lineage: Eukaryota; Fungi; Ascomycota; Pichiomycetes; Serinales; Metschnikowiaceae
Gene: PEX4
Product: E2 ubiquitin-protein ligase peroxin 4
Exons: 1
Coding region: 1-1086 (361 amino acids)
Source: RefSeq, a predicted model, not a curated record